Messenger RNA from Olea europaea var. sylvestris, 1285 nucleotides. RefSeq names its product F-box protein PP2-A11-like. Bases 151 to 1020 code for a protein of 289 amino acids. Gene Ontology annotation, molecular function: protein binding. The record is from RefSeq and is a predicted model, not a curated record. The transcript is spliced from 3 exons. Lineage: Eukaryota; Viridiplantae; Streptophyta; Magnoliopsida; Lamiales; Oleaceae.
AUUCUAUUUCAAACAAACUCAUGUUCAUGUUCAUGUCCAUAUAUUCUCUCUCCACUUCUUCUCCAUUUCCAACCCAUAAUAUAACCUUCUUCCCUGUAAAGUUUCUUGGAUUUUCUUACUUGGAUUAUUUUACCGCUUUUGUUUUUGUAUAUGGGGGGUGGUUUUUCUGCUUUGGCGAACGAGAAAAAUAUUGUAACUCAUCCUUCAAACCCUAAUCUUGGUGACUUACCAGAGAGCUGUAUUGCUUUGAUUCUGUCUUGUUUGGAACCUUCGGAGAUCUGUAAAUUGGCACGUUUGAAUAAAACAUUCCACCAGAGUUCAUUUGCUGAUGUUGUUUGGGAAUCAAAGUUGCCUGAAAAUCAUCAAAUUCUUGUGAAAAAGCUGUUCAGUGUAGAGGAAUCCUCGGAGAGAUUAUCCAAGAAAGAGAUUUUCUCCAGAUUAUGUCGUCCCAUUCGCUUUUCCGGUGACACCAAGGAAGUUUGGUUGGAAAAGGGUAGACGAGGGAUAUGUGUUGCUAUUUCCUGGAAGGGAAUGAAAAUUACUGGAAUAGAUGAUCGGAGAUACUGGACUCAUAUCUCCACAGAUGAAUCCAGAUUUCACACAAUUGCUUAUCUUCAGCAAAUGUGGUGGCUAGAAGUGGAAGGCAACCUAGAAUUCGAGUUUCCGGCUGGUAAUUACAGCCUGUUUUUUCGAUUGCAGAUAGGAAGAACGUCGAAAAGAGCUGGCUGGCGAAUCGUCAGUGAUUUAGAACAAGUCCAUGGCUGGAACAUUAAGCCUGUCAAGUUCCAAUUAGAAUUAUCAAAUGGCCAGCAUACAACAUCAAAUUGCUAUUUGAAUGAGGCUGCAGGGAAAUGGAUGCACUAUCAUGUAGGAGAUUUUGUUGUUGAGAAUUCUUACAUCCCAACAAAACUCAAGUUCUCAAUGGCUCAAAUCGACUGCACACACACAAAGGCUGGACUUUGCUUGGACUCUGUGUUCAUAUUCCCAAGUGAAUCCAUGAAGCAGUUGAAACAAUUUUAAUUUGAUGUAGAAAAAGGGUUAAUUUGAUGUCUCUUAUACCGACGACGAAUGAGUCCCGCUAUACUCUUGGGUUGAAUAGUCGAUGAAUUCUUAAUCUAUGAAUGAAUGUGACAAAGUCGAGAAUAUAUAGUGUUUGUUCAUAGAGAGGUCCUCUUUCAUUUGAGAUUACUCCACGAUGCAACUUUUUACGGAAGGUGUCUCACUUGUAGUGAUUGUUGGAAACCGUGUUACAUUAGAUUUUUCAAUAAAUUUUAACAAAGUAGUG